ACAACACUACGGUCGGGCCAAGCCAGCCCUUUUUUUUAACCCGCUCGUCGAUUUUAUACCCAAAGUAAUUUGAACUAUGGCUAUAAAAUAGUCUUUCAAGGUUAUUUCGACUUUCAUCCCACCGGAGUGGAGUUUAUUUUUACAACAAAGUGACACGGGAGCAGGAGAACACACUUUUGUUCGAACUGGAGCGACUCACGCUUAAAAGAUUUCCUGCUCCUGUGUGCAAGAAUUACAGAGGGCCACCGAGGGGGAGGCUGAGGGUCAAAAUACACAAAAGCAGCCCAGUGGACUCUCACUGGCCUCUUCAUCACCAGACUUUUUUCUUUGCCUUUAUUUUUCCAACACAACUAUUUUGUCAGGAACUAGACCGGGAUCAUCCCUUAUAUUAUGCACUUCAAUGGAUACCGGUGGCUCAGUGAUUAGCACACAGGCGGAGGAUCAGUCUUUCCAUGUUCGGUACAGGAUGGAGGUGUCCUGCCUGGAGCUGGCGCUGGAAGGGGAGCGCCUGUGCAAGGUGGGAGACUACAGAGCGGGAGUCUCCUUCUUUGAAGCAGCCAUUCAGGUGGGCACAGAGGACCUGCAGGUGCUCAGCGCCAUCUAUAGCCAGCUGGGAAACGCCUACUUCCACCUGCACGACUACGCCAAGGCGCUGGAUUUCCACCGGCACGACCUCACCUUGACCAGGACCGUUGGCGAUCUGCUGGGAGAAGCCAAAGCCAGCGGGAAUCUUGGGAACACGCUGAAGGUGCUGGGAAGGUUUGAUGAGGCCGUGAUGUGCUGUCAGAGGCACCUGGAUAUUGCGAGGGACGUCAGCGACAAGGUGGGACAGGCACGAGCUCUCUACAACUUUGGGAAUGUAUUCCAUGCUCAAGGCAAAAGUAUUUGUUUGAGUGGAGCUGAGCCCGGUGACUUCCCAGAAGACGUCAUGAUGGCGCUGAGGAAGGCAUCGGAAUAUUACGAGGCAAACUUGGCGCUGGUGAAGGAGCUCAGCGAUCGGGCGGCUCAGGGUCGGACAUACGGCAACCUGGGCAACACUCACUACUUGCUGGGGAACUUCCGCAAAGCCGUGGCGUCUCAUGAGCAGCGUCUGCUCAUAGCGAAGGAGUUUGGCGACCGCUCAGCAGAAAGACGGGCUUACUGCAACCUGGGCAAUGCUUUCAUCUUUUUAGGGGAGUUUGAAGUGGCAGCAGAUCAUUACAAGAGGACGCUGCAACUGGCGAGACAGCUAAAAGAUCGCGCGGUGGAGGCUCAGGCCUGCUACAGUCUGGGCAACACUUACACUCUGCUGCAGGACUAUGAGAGAGCCAUCGACUACCACCUUAAACACCUCAUCAUAGCACAGGACCUCAAUGACCGGAUUGGGGAAGGUCGCGCAUGUUGGAGUCUUGGAAACGCUUACACCGCCCUGGGCAACCAUGAUCAGGCCAUGCACUUUGCUGAGAAACACUUGGAGAUCUGCAAAGAGACUGGAGACAGGAGCGGCGAGCUGACGGCUCGUAUGAACGUGUCCGACCUGCAGACCGUGUUGGGUCUGAGCUACAGCACUAAUAACUCCACCUUGUCGGAGAACAAAGUCAUGGACUACAAAACACUAGGGGCGAGGCCCAGGAUGAGCAGGAGACACAGCAUGGAGAACCUGGAGCUGAUGAAGCUCACGCCUGACAAGAUUAACGCUCAGAAGUGGAACAGUGACAUCCUGAGCAAACAUAGCAGCAAGCCCAGCCUCACCAAGAGCUCGUCCAAGUUGUUCUUCGUCAGUCGUCUGCGUGGAAAGAAGUUGAAGACGGGCGUCUCCAGCAAAGUCCUGCAGGACAGCAGCAACACUUUGGACAGCAGCCAGGGAGCACACAAGCGGUCCAGUCCUGACAUGCUGGGAGACGAAGGUUUCUUCGACCUGCUCAGCCGUUUCCAGAGCAACCGCAUGGAUGACCAGCGCUGCUCCAUUCGGGAGAAAGGCAGCAGGUUAUCUCUUCAUGGAGGACCUGCGUCUCCACCCAGGACCAUCAGGAAAUCUGUGUCUGAGUCCACCAACGUGUCAGGGGCCCAAAGUCGGCGGUUAGAGGAUUCCUCAGCUGCAGGCGGGAGCCUCCCCGGCCUCAGACUCAACCAGAACAGCAACCAGGCGGUGCUCAGCCACCUGAUGGCCAACGCUGACAACGCGGAGCCUGAUGAAGACUUUUUCGACAUGCUGGUCAAGUGUCAGGGUUCCCGUUUAGACGACCAGCGCUGCGCACCUCCGCCUCCUCCAGCGCGAGGACCCACAGUGCCGGACGAGGACUUCUUCAGCCUCAUCAUGCGCUCGCAGGCAAAACGGAUGGACGAGCAGCGAGUUACGUUGCCAGCGCCUGCACAGCGAAGCACUUAGACGUGACAUCAUCUUGUUUGUUUGUUUCUGGAACCAACAACUUUGCACUCUCAGCUAUCAGGGACCUUGUUGUGCUCCAUGAAUGUCAUUUCACUUUUUAUGUCUCUUGUGAGGCUAACUCUUGUCCUUUUUCACCUCGCUCUUCAUAGAUUUUAUAGUUUAGUAUAAAAAAAAAACGUCCAACAUAUUGUGUAAAGAAUGAUAUUAACAAUUUAUACAGUAACUAUUUUGUACUGAAUAAAUAUCUCACUGCUA
Messenger RNA from Nerophis ophidion (straightnose pipefish), 2623 nucleotides. It is a transcript of the gene gpsm2, whose product is annotated as G protein signaling modulator 2. Lineage: Eukaryota; Metazoa; Chordata; Actinopteri; Syngnathiformes; Syngnathidae. The coding region runs from base 401 to 2368 and encodes 655 amino acids. Gene Ontology annotation, molecular function: GTPase regulator activity; protein binding. The transcript has 16 exons. The record is from RefSeq and is a predicted model, not a curated record.